CUUUUUCAACCACAACAUCACUGGCACUACCUGCACACACACCGCCACCAUGUCGCUCACUCCGUCCUACGCUGCGCGCACCUGUCGCCAAUGUCUUCGAUCGUCGUCCCGAUUCGCCGCCACCGCUCAGACACACCGAAGGCAGCAAAGGAGAUGGCAGUCCACCGAUCCCGCAGCACUGCCUACCAACGCGAAGAUUGCCGGCAUCGUAGACCAAAUCAGCCAAUUGACCCUGUUGGAGACUGCAGACCUCGUGUCGACGCUGAAGACACGCUUAAACAUUCCUGAUAUGCCCGUGGGAGGGUUCGCUGCUGCGGGACCAGCUGGCGGUGCCGCUCCUGCGGCGGCAGCGGAGGAGCCUGAAGAGGCGGCGCCUGCCAAAGAAGAGAAGACGCUGUUCAACCUGAAGCUGGAGUCAUUCGAUGCUGCAUCCAAGCCAAAGGUCAUCAAGGAGAUCAAGGCACUGCUCGGGCUCAGUUUGGUAGACUCAAAGAAAUUCGUCGAGAGCGCGCCAAAAAUGAUGAAGGAGGGUGUGCCGAAGGAGGAGGCAGAGAAGAUCAUCGAGACGCUGAAAGCUCUGGGGGGUGUGGUCAAGAUGGAGUAAGCUCUGCGUUCUGGUGGCUGGGACAAUACUGGUGCUGGACCAUGGGCUGGAAACGCAUCGGGAUGGCGUUGUGCUGCAUAGCCUAGGCUUUGAACAUACAGGAAAAUGACAAUGUACAGUAUGGGCGUGAUGGAAGGCCAGAAGACUGCAAAUUUGGCAGGAGUGAUUUGGCAUGGAUGUAUCAAGAUGUUGCUGAUGAUGGAGCAGACGCGAUCGCAUAGCUUUCCGCCAAAGCCAUAGAACAGGUCAUGAGCAGAGCGAAACGGGCCCGAAUGGCAGCAACAGGAUCUGAACUGGCACUCCUCCCAAUCCAAAUUCACCUCCUUUAUUAGACAAGUCGAAUUCGCGUGCAUCCAGCGCAGUUUCGCGAGCUAUACAUCUAGACAUCACGAGUCACACCUAUUAGGUGGCAUUCAU
Molecule: messenger RNA, 1021 nt
Organism: Sphaerulina musiva SO2202
Lineage: Eukaryota; Fungi; Ascomycota; Dothideomycetes; Mycosphaerellales; Mycosphaerellaceae
Product: 50S ribosomal protein L12
Exons: 2
Coding region: 50-604 (184 amino acids)
Biological process (GO): translation
Cellular component (GO): ribosome
Molecular function (GO): structural constituent of ribosome
Source: RefSeq, a predicted model, not a curated record